CACGAGCGACCUCAGACGAAAUCGACACUCCUUGGGCAGACUGAGCACAGGUAGGAAAGACGUCUAUUGGAGGUAGCGGUGUAAGUCCGAGGAGCAAUGAGCUUAUUGACUAGUGAAUGUGCAUUACAGGUAUAAAUAAUAUUAAGGUAAAUAGGAACGCAAUUUCAACGUGUUUGUUGUGUUUCGUGAACAAAAUGUACGCGUAAUGCUGAAAAAGUAUUGAAUUCCAUAAACCAUUAUUUUAAAUGAUGGAGGCAAAUGAAAACGUGACACCUACCAACUCGCCAACAAACACGCUUAAGAAGAUACCACCCGUCCGACAGCGCAAACAGUCUCCACUUAGGUUGCCUGACAUCAAGAUCUUCUGUGACAGCUACCAGCUACUCUUCAGUCAGAUGGUUUGUCCAAACUGUGAAGCGAUGAUGACAUCUCCCAUCCGCUUGUGCAGCUCCGGACACUCCUUCUGUGCCGAGUGCCUGCCUUGGAUAUCGCUGUGCACAAUCUGUUUCGCACCUCUGACUGACACGCCGAACAAGAACCUGGAGGAUCUACUAUCGCUGACUUCGUUCUGUUGCCCAGGACGGCUGAACGGGUGCGAUGCCAAAAUGCAACUCAGUUCGAUAAUAGACCACUACAAAUAUUGUGACUUCAGUGAGAUUCAGUGUCCCAUCAGUCGCAUCAAGGAAAAGAAAUGUGUGUGGUAUGGCCUGAAGAAACACUUUCCUUUACACGUGAGGAGGCACGUUAAUUGGCAAAUUCAAAUCCCAAAACACAAAAUCUUCUCGGACUAUUUCACUGUAACUUGGAAUUCGAAGCCAAAAUGCGCCUUCAUUUGUGUUAAAGACGAGAUAUUCUUGUAUUCCAGAUUUGUAAUCGAAGACAAGUGGUUCUGCAUGUUGCAGCAAACCGGGAUGACCAGGGGAAAGUAUGAAUGCGUGUUUCUUCUGGAAGGUGUCAACGGCUUGGAUCGUAUACGCAUGAGACACGCUAUACGAAGUACAGAUGAAAGUCUGAUGAACGAGUUUUCUUUUGGGCGAUACUUAAGAAUGUCGACAAAAAUGAUACAGCAUUUCAUCGAUGACGAUUACAUGAAUUUUACGAUUAUUAUCAAUGACGUAACUAAACGCUCAUAUCCUUAGAAUAACAGUUAUUUUAAACAAAGUAGCAAUUUAAUAUUUUACCAAUGACCAAAGACGAAGUGUAAACUUUAAAGUUUAAACUGAUAUUUAUUCCUCCAUGAAUAAUUUUUCUCCUUUUAGCACGAAUGUGAUAACGAAUUUGCUGUAAAUUACUAAUUCGUAUGUAGAUUUUAGGACCAUAUUUAUUGUAAAUUUUAUAUUAAGAAAAAAUUACUAAACUUUGAUAUGUUCUGUGAUAUAGGGCGAAUUUUCACACCAUGAUGUCGAUCAAAAAUUCAGUACAAAAUGUUGAUUUCUAAGCCAGAUAAUUCACGCUUAGCACUGAAUAUUUUUAUGUACGGUAUCCUGUUACCCCACAGAUAUAUUGUAAGUCGCAUUUAAAGAUUUAACUGUAAAGAUAAAAUUUGCUUAUCACAGAAAUGUUUUAAUUCUGUAUUUUACUGCACCAAAAUAAAUGUAAGUAACGUGAAUGAGA
Zootermopsis nevadensis is the source of this 1614-nucleotide messenger RNA. Lineage: Eukaryota; Metazoa; Arthropoda; Insecta; Blattodea; Termopsidae. The record is from RefSeq and is a predicted model, not a curated record.